Athalia rosae (coleseed sawfly) is the source of this 2164-nucleotide messenger RNA. RefSeq lists its product as uncharacterized. The record is from RefSeq and is a predicted model, not a curated record. Lineage: Eukaryota; Metazoa; Arthropoda; Insecta; Hymenoptera; Athaliidae. The transcript is spliced from 2 exons. Bases 8 to 1708 code for a protein of 566 amino acids.
CGAGUUUAUGGCAUCUUCGUUCAGUACAAAAAUAGAUAAUCUGAGGAAGAGGAGUCGCGUUUUAUUGACCUGCCUCGAAGAGAAUGCAAAAGUUGUUCGUAAGGAGGUUAAGAAAUUCCGUCUUCAAAAUUCAUCAUCUGCACGUUGUUUAGAAAACCGUCAAUCAAUUCAUGGAAGAAAUUCUGACAUCUGGAAGUUACGAAACGACUCCAGUAGUGUUGGCGCCGCGCUGUGUCCUGACUACUUCCGGCUUUCACCAAAAUACGAAUUUCUCUCACAAUCCGCCCCGGACAUGAGCGCGCACAGAAGGGUGUUGAUAAACACUGAUGUUAGGCAGUCAAAUUCUCCACCACCUCGAAGCGGAGUCAAAGAAUGUUAUUGCUACUUUGCCAGCACAGAACUUCGAAACAGCAAUCGUAGAUCAGCCAGAACUAGACGAAACCUAAUUGCGAGUAAAAAUUACCAUGAAACAGAAUUGUUCGAUUGUGGCAAUUGCGGCGAUUCUUCGGUCCCUGAAACUGCUAGAUCGCAGGUGAAAAAAAGCGGCAUUGCGUGCAAAACUUUGGAUAAAGAUUUCACAGAUCCUGUUUAUUCACCACCUAUGAGUGACACAACAUUAAGACGAGCACAGAAGAUCGAUUAUACCCCAAGGUCAGAAUUUUUGAAAAAAGUUCGAAGUAAAGUGAAUUGCAACUUACUAACCAGCCCACCUGCGACGAAAAGUCCGGUUCGACUGACGUCAAGAUCAACAAGUCCGUCACCGAGGAGAUUUCGUCAUAGCGAUUCUGGUCGAACAUCUAGAGUUUCGCUGGAUUUAGGAAGAAAUUUACGACCAGCACAUUCCGAUCGGUUGACUGGAUCUCCAGUUAUUGGAAAUAUUUGUGAGAUAAAUCUGCAGCGCAAAAAUAAUGUUCCACGCAAACACAAUUGUCUCAAUGAAGAGGCUCUCCUGGGUAUGACGAAUAAAAUACCGAAGAAAACUACGCCACCCAAAAAAACUAUUACUUCGAAAAAGACGACGAUCGAUCAGCAAAAAUUCUCCGACUCUAAAAAUCAAAAAGGAUCAGAAUCUAAGGCUCGCACAUGCUGUAGUAAGCCAACUUUGAAAUCCCCGCCGCCUAUACUGGCAAAAAAAAAUGUCAGGACAACCGACAAAGAUGGCCACUCCUCUCCCAGGGCAAGGAUUGACAACCUGCUCGGUGAAGACCGAUGUCUGAAACGACCUACUUUAAGUAAUUACGGGAAAACUUGUCCCUGCUCUGAAUACCUACCAGGAAAAUUUUCAGAUGAAAUAUGCGAGGACGAGCCUCUGGCCGCCGACGUCAACGAGGCUCGAAAAUUCCGGGAGAAAAAUUACUUCGAUACACACGCAUCGAGUCCGUCUUUGCUCGAGUCUCGGUCGUCUGACUAUCUCCAACAAUAUUGUUUGAAUGAAAGACUUUUUCCGGAACCGAUGGGGAGGAUUCGUAGAGAGGAUCUGGUCGUUAGUAUCCCACCUUGCGCCACACUUCAGAACAAAUCAAUCCAUUAUUUUCCUAACAACAUCGUCAAGCAGGUGAAAAAUGUACCUGCCAUCGCUAAACAAUUUAAAAAACGACGUUAUCAUAACUGCCCUUUGAUUGGACACGCUGUGGAUCUUGGAGUCCUCAAAGUUUCGUACCCUCCGAAUAGUCUGGCUUUGAGACAUCAGAAAGGAGUUCCUGGAUGAUAUUUAUAAGUCUCAUUAGCCGGGAUAUGGAAACAUUCCGAGUUUCUUUCUCAGAGGCAAUAGAGCCUUGAAGUUAUUGUAACACCAAAACUAUCGACAAUUUUUUCGAAUCGCAAAUUCGUGUUAGAAGCAGUCAAAUUGCUACUGGCAAUAGUAGUGCUAGUGCUUAAAUCGAUAUUGACGUAACACAUUCAGGCAUUUACCUGAUUUAUAAUAGUACAAUUCGCAAUCAUUAUGUCAUUUUCAGGCAUUGAUUUUAUGCUUCAAAACUUGGUGAAAUUAGACUAAGAUGAUUCAUUCAUGUGAUCAUAUAUUGCUAACCAUCUAUUUAUUUUAUAUGAAUAUGUUUAACUAUUUUUACUCAUUAUUAACAAAGUACCGAAUUUUCCAGUAUUUCUACCACAUCUAUGUAUGGGCUGUACAGAUGUAUAAAUAAAUAUCUAUACUGAUAUAAAA